CUCCGCGCCAGCCUGGCCUCGACGCCCGUGCUCGGUGCCGGCCGAGCUCGCAGGUGUCCGGACGCUUCUCCUCCGAGCCAGCCAUCGCCUCGACACCUCCCGCAAAUGCUUAGCUUCUUCUGGCUGAGGUGUCUCUUAAAAAUGGUCAAGGGGAAUAUUGUAGUCCCUGAAGAGAUCUUGAACUUCUGUUGCAAUGGCCUCCAGGGCUCAACCUCUCCACCACGUUCCCAGGAGCCAGGGGAGCGGGAGGAGGCACCAGGGGCCAUGGCGAGCCCCUUGCCUGCCCGCAACCCCACCGAGGUGCAGAUGAGCCAGCUGGUGCUGCCCUGCCACACCAAUCACCGCAAUGAGCUCAGCACUGGCCAGCUGCUCAAGUGGAUCGACACGGCCGCCUGCCUCUCCGCCGAGAGACACGCUGGCUGCCCGUGCGUCACAGCUUCUAUGGAUGAUAUCUAUUUUGAGCAUACCAUUAGUGUCGGGCAAGUUGUCAACAUCAAAGCCAAAGUGAACCGAGCCUUUAACUCCAGCAUGGAGGUGGGCAUCCAAGUAAGCUAUGAAGAUCUGUGCAGCGGGAAGCACUGCAGUAUCUGCAAGGCGUACGCCACCUUCGUGGCACAGGGCCCCUCUGGCAGCAAGGUGAGGCUGAAGCCACUGACCCCACAGACGGAGGAGGAGAAGAUCGAGUACAGCAUCGCUGCUGAGCGCCGCCGCAUGCGGCUGGCGCACAAGGACACCCUCAAGGACCUCCUCACCCGCAGCCGCCCUGACACCGAGCUGGAGACGCGGGAUGGCAGCGGGGCAGUGCCGGCGGAGAAAACGCGUGUGGAGAGUGUGGAGCUGGUGCUGCCUCCACACGCCAACCAUCAGGGCAACACCUUCGGUGGGCAGAUCAUGGCCUGGAUGGAGAACGUGGCCACUAUUGCAGCCAGCCGGCUGUGCCAUGCCCACCCCACACUGAGGGCCAUCGAGAUGUUCCACUUUCGGGGACCUUCGCAAGUUGGGGACCGCCUGGUGCUCAAAGCCAUCGUCAACAAUGCCUUCAAAAACAGCAUGGAGGUGGGGGUCAGCGCCGAGGCGUACGGUCGGGAGAUGUCCGUCAGCCCGCGGCACAUCAACAGCGCCUUCAUGACCUUCGAGGUGCUGGACCAGGAGGGCCGGCCCCGCGUGCUGCCCAUGGUGGCUCCCGAGCCAGGGGAUGGAGAAAGGAGGUACAGAGAAGCCAGUGCUAGGAAAAAAAUUCGGCUGGACCGAAAAUACGUCGUCUCCUGCAAACAGACCGAGGUACCACUCUCUGUGCCCUGGGAUCAAAGCAACAAGGUUUAUCUGAGCUACAACAACGUCUCUGCGCUGAAGACACUCGUAGCCAAAACAAACUGGGCACUUGCCAGAGAAAAGGAAAAGGUGAGGAUGUACACGCUGGAGGAGGAUAAAUUCCUGUCCUUCCGCAUCGAGAUGUCUGUCUGCAUCAUGGCCAGCCAAGCCUUCUCCCUGCUCUCCAACCUGCGGCGCCGGCACGAGUGGGACAGUCACUAUGCGAGUGCUGAGCUUGUCCAGAAGGUAGAUGACGAUGACAUGAUCUACCACGUGGUGAGCCGGAUGCACAGACAGGAGAGCAAGCUGCAGGACUUUGUCAUCCUGGCGUCCCGGCGGAAACCCUGCAGCAAGGGGGACCCCUAUGUGGUGGCCUUUCGAUCGGUGACACUGCCCACCCACCCCCCACGAGCUGAAUACACACGUGGGGAGACGCUCUGCUCUGGUUUCUGCAUUUGGCCGGAGUCAGAGGAGAUGAGCAAGGUGGCUUACUACAACCAGGCUAUGCCAGGGUACCUCAACUAUGUCACCACCAACGUGGCAGGACUGUCCUCUGACAUCUGUGCCACCUUUGAAGCCUGCGAGAAGUUCCUGCUGAAGAACAAAGAGGACCUGAUCUCACGGCUGCGGGACUUCUAGAGCCACAGCACCCUGCUGACAGAUGGACACAGAUGAAGGGGCACCUCCAUGGUGGAAGGGGAUGUGGAUGGUGGCACCCAGACCCUGCCUCCCUGGGACUUGGGGUGGAGGGGUAUUACUGUACCACCUCAUCCCUUUGCACUGACGUGUCAUAUCUUUUCUUCUUUCUUUUUUUUUUUAAUUUUAUUUAGAAAUUUUAUAAGCCGAUGUACAGGACUUGGUUUUCUUGUUUACUUAACGCUACUUGAAUCUUUAUAUGAUCCAAAAUCUCACUAAACCAGAUUUUUUUUUUUUUACUGGUUCUUUGUGGGGGAUUACUGGUUCCCUUUGAGGUAGUAAAGGAAGAGAGGGGGCAGUGAUAUGGAGAGAGUGCUCUACCCCUCCCCAGUGCAGGGGUGGCUGGCAGUGCAUCCUGCUCUCCCAAGUGCUGCUUCUCUUCCCAGGCAGGGCUGACAAACAGCCCAUGUUCCUGCCAGGAUGAAAUCCUACCCCAUGGGGCUGUGGAAGCAAUAGCAAUAAAAGUGCAUUGAAAGGAAAAAUA
Molecule: messenger RNA, 2491 nt
Organism: Lepidothrix coronata (blue-crowned manakin)
Lineage: Eukaryota; Metazoa; Chordata; Aves; Passeriformes; Pipridae
Gene: ACOT11
Product: acyl-CoA thioesterase 11
Exons: 17
Coding region: 106-1950 (614 amino acids)
Cellular component (GO): extracellular exosome
Molecular function (GO): lipid binding; thiolester hydrolase activity
Source: RefSeq, a predicted model, not a curated record